Molecule: messenger RNA, 246 nt
Organism: Cetraspora pellucida
Lineage: Eukaryota; Fungi; Glomeromycota; Glomeromycetes; Diversisporales; Gigasporaceae
Source: the annotation of a GenBank genome assembly
AUGAGCUCGGAAGUUUCUGCAGUAGAAAAACUAGUGGAAGGUCUUAUAAAACUGGUGGAAGAACUAAUUAAAAAAAAGAUCAUAAAUAGCAUUUACUACAAUGAAUUUGGAAACUUUGAAACAAUUAGUGAUGUUGGAUAUUUUUAUAUUUCUAAAGCCGAAUGGAAAAAUUUUAAAAUAAAUGUUGCUGUUAAAGCCGUUAAAAGUCUAUUUAAUCAGUAUUCCUACAAGAUAUUAGUUCAAGAG